This is a messenger RNA of Aureobasidium pullulans EXF-150, 270 nucleotides long. RefSeq lists its product as uncharacterized. The coding region runs from base 1 to 270 and encodes 89 amino acids. The record is from RefSeq and is a predicted model, not a curated record. The transcript has 2 exons. NCBI's taxonomy places the organism in Eukaryota, Fungi, Ascomycota, Dothideomycetes, Dothideales, Saccotheciaceae.
AUGCCUUCCAACAACUCCUCCACCUCGGGCUCUGGCUCCGGCUCCAUUUCAAGCUCCAGCACUGGUAGCGGCUCCUACGAAGUUACCUCGAGCGGCACCAACGAUCAGGGAAACCACUACUGCUCCCGCGACUACGGCUCAGGUGCUUCCAACGACAACUCCUACCAUUACUCCAACAGUGAUGGCUCGUAUUAUUACAGCAACCCCAAUGGCUCGACCUACUACAACUCUGGUUCUGGCUACUCCAACUACACUCCUCAGGGCAAGUGA